CAAAGCCGCGCGCUGCCACCUCCCCACCUUCCUCUCCCCUCCCUCCCCUUCCACUUCCACCACCUCCGAAGCAAUCGGUCGGAGCAAGAAGCAGACAGCGGCCGGCUCCUCCAACUCCCAGGCAGCCAUGGACGCCGCCGAGGCGAGGAGGAGCAGCAGCGCGUCCUCCUCACCGGAGUUCGAGUUCUGGCCGCUCCACCCCAACCCCGCCGCCUCGCCCUCCUGCGCCGACGAGCUCUUCGCCGGCGGGGUAAUCCUUCCGCUCCCCGUCCUCCCACCGAAGCAGGCGUCCAGGAAGAACAGGGGCAGCGCCAUCAGCCAAGGUGUGCCGCCCGUCGCGGAACCGGAGCCGGAGCCGGAGCUAGGGGAGGCGUCCCUUCUUGCGACCGUCGCGCCGCCGCCUACAGCCUCGAUCACUUCCCCGGCGCCGCCCACCGCCUCCGGAGGAGGAGGAGGAGGUUCCAAGCGCUGGACCGACAUCUUCUCCAAGAAGCCGGCGCCGGUGGCCGAGGAGAAGGACCGGGACAAGGAGAAGGAGAAGCGCAAGGACGGCACCGGCAGCAGCCGGAAACAGGGGGGCGGGCACUGCGGCUCCGGCGGCGCAGGCUCGGAGCUGAACAUCAACAUCUGGCCCUUCUCGCGGAGCCGCUCGGCCGGCGGCGGGUCCGGGUCCGGUUCGUCCAGGCCGCGGCAGCCCGCGAGGAAGGUCAGCAGCGCGCCGUGCUCGCGCAGCAACUCCCGCGGCGAGGCCGGCGGCGCCCCUCCGCUCCGGCGGUGGGCGGCGAGCCCGGGCCGCUCCGGCGGCGGCGUGCCGGUGGGCCGGUCCAGCCCGGUCUGGCAGAUCCGGCGACCGGCGGCCAAGCCUGCGCCCGCCCCUGUCGCCUCAGCCUCUGAGCUGUUCACCGACAGGCGAGCGCCACCGCCGACGCAGCACAAGGAGAAACCGGCCGGCGCUGCCAACAACGGCCGGAAGCCUGGCCUAGGCGGCGGUGUCCGGGGCCUGAACCUGAGCGUGAACUCGUGCAUCGGGUACCGGCACCAGGUCAGCUGCCGGCGGGCGGACGUCGGCGCCGCUCGCGGCUCCGGCUCCGGCAGCGGCGGGCUGUUCGGCAUCAAGGGGCUCUUCUCCAAGAAGGUGCAUUGAGCAGCCUGUUCUGUAUUCAGUAAUCACCUUCGGGCUCCUCCCUGAUCAUCACUCAUGUAGUAACUCUUUUUUACCCUUUUUUUAGUAGUAUUUUUUUUAACUUUCUGGGUUAUAUAAAUGGUACGUAUGAGAUGUGUGUUUGUGAGGGAGGUUGUUAAUUACAUGUAAAGGAAUGCAUGGUUAGCCAGUAACCGGUUUUUGUAAGGCUAAUGCUUGGUGAUAUCUACUGUAAAAAGUUUAGUGACGUUAACCAGCUCUGCUUUAUAUA
Molecule: messenger RNA, 1412 nt
Organism: Sorghum bicolor (sorghum)
Lineage: Eukaryota; Viridiplantae; Streptophyta; Magnoliopsida; Poales; Poaceae
Product: translation initiation factor IF-2
Exons: 1
Coding region: 128-1144 (338 amino acids)
Source: RefSeq, a predicted model, not a curated record